AUGUCUGCUUCCGAUCAAGAUCCUUUACUUCUCCUGCGACAAUCGAUAGCCUCAGAAAGUCCUUGCAUACCCACUACCACAGAAGACGCAGCAUCCUCAGUAGACCUGAGUCUGGCAACAGCAACCUACCUCCACUUUACCUCACCCCUCCAAGUAUCAAUUCCAUUCACGACUGCCACACGUUUCAUUUCCUCGGACAAACCUGUAAAUCUUCGCAGCAUCUAUUUCGCAUGGCAGCAACGCGAACUAGCAAUCCCAGAAUACAAUGCAUCAUCAACGACAUUGAGCGCGCAAUUGGCGGCAGAGGGCGGCGCUGGUGGUGAAAUCCAAAAUUUGUCAUUUGUAGAACGUUUGGAUCUUAUUACGUGGUUGGAGGGCGCGUCGGAUGAAUCGCAAUAUAUUAAGCCUUUAGCUUCAGAUACGUCAAAUGCGACAGCCUCGGCGCAGGUUGCUUCUGGGGCGGCUGGGGGGAUAGCACCAGUCACCAGUGGUAUGGGAGGUAGACAGGGAAAGAAUGUUGAUCCUAGGCUAGCAGAGAUCUACAAUGGGGAAAGGCGGAUGGGAGAUAGGAAUAGUGUAUUGAGGGGGAUUAAACCUACGGAUUUCUCUCAUGUCCGCAAACUCGCAUCUCCAUUCCUCUCACGCAAAGCUGCACACGCUGCCGCACAAAAUCUAGCAAACAACCCAGCACUCGCUCAUAACCUCAAACCUGUCCGCCGUCCAGAUCCCAUCAUACUUUUGUCUCCAUCCGCGUCUUCUAUUCUUCGCAUGUCUAAUAUCAAAUCGUUCCUCGAAGGUGGUGCAUUCAUUCCUCCCGAUUCAGCAAGCUCUACCUCCAGUUCCUCGGCUUCAAUUCUACAUAUCUCACGUUUCAUACCUUCCAUAGAUCCUGCGCGACCAAUCCGUUUCAUUAUCGUUGAUACACCAGAGCAAUUCAAGCCGGAGUAUUGGUCAAGAGUCGUAGCGGUCUUUACUACUGGUCAAGUUUGGCAAUUCAAGAACUAUAAAUGGCCACAGCCUACAGAUUUAUUCAGGAACACCCUAGGCUUGUUCGUAGGAUUCAGAGGAGAAAGUCUACCGGAUACUGUGAAGGGAUGGGGAAGUGGAGUUCUGGCUUCGCAAGUCGAAAGGUGGGCUCCACAAGCAGGUCCAGCUAGUAGAUGGAGGGAUAAGGAAGUCGUGGAGAAUAUUUGGAAGGCAAUUGAGGCGAAUAUGAAGGCUAAAGGAUGGAGACGGGAUUCUGGUCCAGUCAUUUGA
This is a messenger RNA of Botrytis byssoidea, 1257 nucleotides long. RefSeq lists its product as uncharacterized. The transcript is spliced from 2 exons. Bases 1 to 1257 code for a protein of 418 amino acids. Gene Ontology annotation, biological process: positive regulation of transcription elongation by RNA polymerase II; transcription elongation by RNA polymerase II. Gene Ontology annotation, cellular component: Cdc73/Paf1 complex. Gene Ontology annotation, molecular function: RNA polymerase II complex binding. The record is from RefSeq and is a predicted model, not a curated record. Lineage: Eukaryota; Fungi; Ascomycota; Leotiomycetes; Helotiales; Sclerotiniaceae.